Molecule: messenger RNA, 1712 nt
Organism: Antechinus flavipes (yellow-footed antechinus)
Lineage: Eukaryota; Metazoa; Chordata; Mammalia; Dasyuromorphia; Dasyuridae
Gene: GPR143
Product: G protein-coupled receptor 143
Exons: 9
Coding region: 1-1215 (404 amino acids)
Biological process (GO): regulation of calcium-mediated signaling; melanosome organization; G protein-coupled receptor signaling pathway
Cellular component (GO): melanosome membrane; plasma membrane
Molecular function (GO): L-DOPA binding; L-tyrosine binding; dopamine binding
Source: RefSeq, a predicted model, not a curated record
AUGGCAUCUCCCAGAUUGGAGACCUUCUGUUGCCCAAACCGGGAUGCAGCUACACAGCUGGUACUGGCUUUCCAGCCCCAGGUAUUUAAUGGGGUGUGCCUUGGGAGUGCCUCCUUCAAUUUACUGCUCAGCAUCUUACAGCUCCUUCCCAAGAAGAGCCAGGGACCCAAGAAGCUCCCUCACACUUCCUCUGCCACCAUCCUGCUCUUCAUCUCUGCUUGUGAUCUCCUGGGCUGCCUAGGUAUCAUAUUCAGGUCUACAGUAUGGUUAGGAUUUCCAGAUUUCAUUGGAAAUAUCUCAGUGGUGAAUGGAACAGAUGUGUGGCCUGCUGUUUUCUGUGUAGGAAGUGCGGUGUGGAUCCAGCUGUUAUAUAGUGCUUGUUUCUGGUGGCUAUUUUGCUAUGCUGUAGAUGCUUAUUUGGUGAUAAGAAGAUCUACAGGAUUAAGUACUAUUCUGCUCUACCACAUAAUGGCAUGGGGCCUGGCAAUCCUUCUUUGCAUAGAGGGUAUUACUAUGCUUUACUACCCUUCUGUCUUCAGUUGUGAAAGUGGCCUGGAGCAUGCAGUCCCCCAUUAUGUGACUACGUAUGUGCCACUCCUGCUAGUUUUGUUGACCAAUCCCAUCCUGUUCCAAAAGACAGUUGUGGCAGUGGCAUCUUUACUCAAAGGAAGACAAGGCAUUUAUACAGAGAAUGAAAGGCGGUUGGGAGCAGUGAUUCAAAUUCGUUUUUUCAAAAUUAUGCUAGUGUUCAUUAUUUGUUGGUUGCCGAAUAUCAUCAAUGAAAGUCUUUUGUUCUACCUUGAAACACAGCCAGAUAUCAAUGGAAGCUCUUUGAAAAAUAUUAGAAAUGCAACCCUGAUCACAUGGUUUACUAUGGGAAUACUGAACCCACUGCAAGGCUUUCUCUUUACCUUGGCUUUCUAUGGCUGGACAGGAUGCGAAUUGGAUUUUAAAUGUCAAAAGAAAGAGAUACAAUGGGAAUCUUUGUCGACUUCAGUUGUUGAACAUGCUUACAUCUCACAAGUUGGGUCCUCCCUCAACUAUGAAAAUUAUUCUCCCAAGAAGACAGUGGUGCUGAAUGGACAUAAUUCUGAUGAAGCACUAGGCAUGCUGUCAGAAGGUUCUGAUGCCAGCACAAUUGAAAUCCACAUGCCAAGUGGAUCCCAAAACUUAAGUGAUGCUGUUGUUCCAGAAGGGAUCAGGGGAAAGUCUUGAAGGGCAACCACGAAGGGCUGAGAGGCUCCCAUUUGGAAUUCAUAAGGCCAUUGCCAAGGUUUCCUGCUUUUUGGAGCAAUGUCUCUGAUGAGGCUUUGCUGCUUCUCUGUAACUAUUACCUUUCUCCCUUCCCUCCCUGUUUUCCUGCUUGCAAAGUUUCUAUCUUUCCCCUCAUAAAAAAACAAAACAAAACACUUUUAGGGUAGAUGAAUGAUUUGUGCCUGGAAAUAGAAGAGUGAACUUGAGCAUUCCUGUGUAAAUGAGCUGUGCAACAGCUUAUCUCAGCAGUGUCCCUCCCAGGCAGUUUUCUCAAGCUGGAUGGAAGCCAAAGGCUUGCUCCAAAUCUUUUCCUGGAAAAAUAAAGUGGUUUUAACUCAUUCUGCAAGAUUUCCAGUUUCUUCAAGGACAACCUUAUAAGCAUGCUUGUCUUCAGAUUGACCCUGGUCAUGAAUGAGAUUACAGUGGUGACAAAUAGCAGCAUUGGUGGUAGCAACACA